CCCUGUAAACUGCUUGCAGUAGUAGCACAGGCGUUGAGUUCACCAACAGCAUUUGAAGGAGCUGCAUUAUUCUGCCCCUUCGUUCUUCAAUAAGUCAAUUGCUGUUGUUGCUUAGAACUCCAAAACUCCUUUGAAUAAAAUUACAUUUUUAUUCAUUUAAAUAAGUUAAUUUUCAUCAGUUUCAACUUAUCUUAUCAACAUGGAAGAGAAAAAAGUUGAGCAAUAUUACACACCACCCCCGGAACUUGGAAAAUGGGAAGCUUUUAAAAUUUUUCUAUGGAAUUCUGAGACUGGACAAUUUCUUGGUCGUACCGGAGCCAGUUGGGCCAAGAUUUUGUUGUUCUACGUUAUUUUUUAUGGCGUUUUAUCUGGGUUCUUUGGAGCCAUGUUAACCGUUUUCUAUCAAACGCUUGAUCACACUGCACCUAAAUGGAAAAUGGACAGUUCAUUAAUUGGUAGCAAUCCAGGAUUAGGAUUCAGACCGAUGCCUCCAGAUAGUAAUGUUGAAAGUACUCUUAUCUGGUACAAAGCCAGUAACAAAGGCAAUUACGAACAUUGGACUAAAGCUAUAGAUAAAUUCCUUGAAGUGUAUCAGGCGCCAAUGUCGAAUGACAUCAUGUCUAAAAAUGAAGCCCGAGUUGUGUGUGAUUAUGGAAAACCUGCACCACCUGGAAAAUCUUGUGAUGUUGAUCUCAAAAAGUUUGAACCAUGCAUUAAAGAAAAAGCUUACAUGUAUCCUGAUUAUCAUCCUUGUAUAUUUCUCAAGCUCAACAAAAUAUUUGAUUGGCAACCAGAAUUCUACAACGAUACGGAAAAUCUUCCUGAAAAUAUGCCAAAUGACUUGAAAAAUCGUAUCAAAACUGCAAAGAUUCGAAGCCCAGAGGAAUUACAAACUAUCUGGGUUUCUUGUGAAGGUGAGAAUCCUGCUGAUGUUGAAAACAUUGGACCUAUUCAAUACAGACCACGAUCUGGAUUUCCUGGCUACUACUUUCCAUACCGAAACAGUCCUGGCUAUCUUAGCCCUCUUGUUGCUGUGUGGUUUGAAGCACCCAAACGCAAUGUACUUAUCAAUAUUGAAUGUAAAGCAUGGGCUCGAAAUAUUAUCCAUGAUAGGGUAGAAAGACGUGGAUCUGUUCAUUUUGAAUUAAUGGUAGAUUAAACAAUUUAAUUCCAAAACGACCACUAAUCAGACAAUGCUUUUUCAUAAGUAAUUUUUUGAACAAAAAUUAUACCGAUCAUUCCUUUCUUAUUUUAUGUCAUAAUGAACAUAUUCCAAAAUGAUAUUAAUAAAUAAUAAUUACGGAAAUAAAACUGUAAUAUUAAUAGUGGUCGUCUUUAAUGUUUCACUGCCGUGAUUGCACGUUAUCUACACAAUAUUAUUCAGUUUAUAAUACCAAAUAGAAUCAAGUUGCAAUUUUACUCGAAUGAUAAAAUGCACAAAACAAAAGAUAAAUUUAACUAAACAUCUAAAAUCAAUAAAAGAAAGAGGAAUGAUCGGUUUGAGUGUUGAUUUAAUAAUGUAGAAUAAUAGUGAGCAAAGCUAACGUGAGUUGAUUAUAAAACUAAUUAAUUGGUAAGUGAUCGAACUAGCGAUCUAAUACAAAUUAUUGUUGAAUUACUUACUUAUUGAUAAUUUUAUGAAUUAUACUUAUAUUCAUUCAUUCAUUAUGAAUGCUCAUUUUUGUACUUAAUUAUUUAAAUUAUAAACAUUGAGAUUUGUAACUUGAAAAAACUAGUGCAAUAUUAUGAUUUAUGAAUUAUGUUAACGCAUCUCAUACUUAAAUAAAAUAUACUUAAUAUAAAAAUUGUUUGUCUGUGAAACUAAACACACAAUUGAGACAAACGUAAAAAGCGAAUAAUGAAAAAUCGAAUAAAGAGAAUGUUGAAAAUCAA
Messenger RNA from Chelonus insularis, 1893 nucleotides. It is a transcript of the gene nrv3, whose product is annotated as nervana 3. The record is from RefSeq and is a predicted model, not a curated record. Gene Ontology annotation, biological process: intracellular sodium ion homeostasis; sodium ion export across plasma membrane; potassium ion import across plasma membrane. The transcript has 5 exons. Gene Ontology annotation, cellular component: sodium:potassium-exchanging ATPase complex. The coding region runs from base 200 to 1159 and encodes 319 amino acids. Lineage: Eukaryota; Metazoa; Arthropoda; Insecta; Hymenoptera; Braconidae. Gene Ontology annotation, molecular function: ATPase activator activity.